AUGCCUCUCAGACGCCAAGCAAUCACUCUUCGGCGCGAGCCAACGCCCCCCAAGGGCUUCUUCCGACUGCCGUGGGAGUUGCAGCAGCACAUUUACGAGCUCAGCCUGAUCGAGCUACCACGGUGGGAGAAGAUUCACAAGGCCGACUGCAGCCUGAUUGCCUCAGAUAAGUCGUAUUCGUGCGAGCGGCCACCCUUUGUCGACAAGGACCUAAUUUACUCGCCACUCGACAACUGCCACUGUGCAAAGCGCCACAGUCUCAAUGUCCUUCUCGCCAACCGGCAAGUCUACCGCGAGGCGGCACCUGUCCUGUGGUCGCGCAACGUGUUUUGUUUCCACCGGGGCGACCAUUUCGUCAACGACGUGGGCAAGAAUCUGCGGCCAGCGCACCGCCUGAUGCUGCGGCAUGUGUCGAUCUUGAUGUACACAAACGACUCGCUGCCCAACGAGAACGAGACGAGCUUCACGCAGACAUACACCAGCAAUAUGUGGGAUACCAUCCUGCAGUGCAACAGCCUGCGCACGCUCGAGGUCAGCCACGUCCUGUGCGGUAAUCGGCAGGCGGACCACUUCAACUGUCUGCGAAAACAGCUGCCCCAGCUCGAAUCGUUCCGUCUGACCACACUCAUGGCCUACCGGGUGUGGCCACGGCGCGACCAGAGCGAGCCUCUCGGCCGCCGGCCGUCGCCAAGGGAGGCGGCGACCGGCGACAACAACGGUAACAACAACUCGACACCUGCCGCUGAUCAGACCUUUAUCCCUUUCCACGACGUCACACCCGCACCGCCACCGCCACCGCCUGCCGAGCACUACUUGGUGCUGAACCCAAACCUGGCCGGCUACGACUACAGCUACAUUCGUGACGUGUCGCGGACGUUGUGGUUCAAGGCGGGUCUGGAGGUCGACGUCGACACCCUCUGUGGCGCCCUCGCCACAGGGCCCGGCGCCUACACUGACCUCCUACGGAACUUCCGCACCAACUUCCUCGUACACUUGCGCUUCGCGCUGGCCCGGCUGCCCGAGGCCUGGGCGCGUGACCACCCGCCCGCCCGGCCGUACCAGCCGUUGCCCCGCCGCGCCGCCGACCAGCGCGUGGCUCCCAACUCCGACUCGGACAACCCCCGCCUGUUCGCCUGGGACCCCAUGCACGGUGCCUCCGUAUACAACCCCAAGGCCAUCCGGCUCGUGUCGGCGCGCAUCCCCGAGCACAUGCGCGACGCGCCCGUCCACCAGACCGUCACGCUCCGCGACGGUCGGUCAUUGUCCGUGCAAAUUAUGGGUUUGCCCGUCAGCAGGGCCUUCCGGAUCCAGCGGUUCCGGGAGCGCCAGCGCAUCGUGCACCGGGCGCACGCCGCCGGGCGGCUGACGGCCCGCGAGGCGGCUGUCGAGGCGGCCGUCGAAAAACUGGUCCAGGAGCGCCGCGCCGCCAAGGCAGCCAAGAGCCAGCAAACCAUGGAGCGCGAAGUGACAAACGAAAUGGCCGACCGCUGGUGGCGCAAAAUGGACCGCGAAGCGACGCGCAAGGCCGAGGCGCGCGUGGCGCGGGCGGACGCGCGGCUACGUGCAGCAGAGCAGGAUGAGGAGUUGUUCGCGCAGCGGAUGGCGGCACGAAAACGCGUCAGCUCGAGCUUGAGCUACAUGGACGGCUACGGCGACAGCGACGACGACGACGACGAAUCCAGUGCCAACGAGAUCGGCACCGAGGAGCACAACUGCGCAGCGCCUUGGCCGCGGCAGAAGCAGGCCGAGGCGCGUGGGGUCAAGAAGGGCUCCAAGAACAAAAAGCAGGGCCGGCCAGUCGGUGCGAAGGCGUCGCGAGACCCGGCACGCGCCGAGAUUGCGCACUGGAUACGGAGCGGGGACGUCAGCGACUGA
Sporothrix brasiliensis 5110 is the source of this 1875-nucleotide messenger RNA. RefSeq lists its product as uncharacterized. The transcript has 2 exons. Bases 1 to 1875 code for a protein of 624 amino acids. Lineage: Eukaryota; Fungi; Ascomycota; Sordariomycetes; Ophiostomatales; Ophiostomataceae. The record is from RefSeq and is a predicted model, not a curated record.